AAGUUAAAUUGAAUCGAGAUCAAUCAAAUGAAAGUAGUCGUAGAUAAUAGGCUAGCUAGCGGUAGCUGGCUACCGUAAGCUAGCUUGGUUCUUGGCAAACAAUUUGAACAUAGACAAUGUUAUAGUAUGAGCUCACACAGGAAAGUGGACGGAGGCAUAAGGCUCCGUUUCUUUGUGUGUGAGACGGAAUGGACGAAUUGUACCAACAAAACUAAAUAUAGCCAGUAAAUUAGUAAAUAAACAUAAGCAAUCUAUUCAUAAAGAUUGCCUUACAAAGCAAAUUCCAGCUCAUGAAGUCGGACUUUUUGCCUGCCAGACUUGUUUUGUUGCUCCACGGAACGAACACCCACCGCAAUCUAUACAUAAAGAUUGCGUUAGUUUGAGGAUUGUGGACAUAUUUUAUGAAGCACCGUGUGUGUUGAAAUGUCGACAAUUAUAGCACAGGGACUUCCCGAAAGCCCGCAUCAUGUACUCGGCAAUCUGUGGAUAAAGAUUGCAGGAUGACUCAAGCGAAAUGAUCUUUCGAAGCACAAAGUCGGGAUUGACAAAUAUGGUGGAUUGGUUGUGGUUUGCUUGUCGUCCUCGGACAGCUCCGGGGGCUAGCCGUGUUCUCGGAGCAACAUUUGGGAGUUUUUGCAAAACUGAAACGCAGAAUAAGUAUAGACUCCAUCGUAUUGUCUGAGUGCCACACGCGUAUGGUUCGCUAGAUGUCUGGUGAAUUGGGUUAUUUGCAGUGUUGUGGAGGUCUGAGACUAUAUAAAACUUCUACUACAACAGUUACACGGAUAUGGCAGGGGGACCAGUGGACCCCAGAGAGAUUUUGAAGGGUGUGGAGGCUCUGCUGGGGAAGGAUGGAGAGCUCCGCAGCCUGGAGGGAGUCCCAAAGGUGUUUAGUCUCAUGAAAGCUUCUACCAAGAUGGUCAGUAGAUGUAUGUACCUGAACAUCCUGCUUCAGACGAAAUCCCAUGAUGUUCUUAACAGGUUUAUCAGAGUAGGUGGCUAUAGGCUGCUCAACUCCUGGCUCACCUACUCCAAAACCACCAACAACACCCCCCUGCUGCAGCUCAUCCUGCUCACACUACAGAAGCUGCCUCUCAAAGUGGACCACCUCAAACAGAACAACACAGCCAAGCUGGUGAAGCAGCUGAGCAAGAGUGCCGAGACUGAAGACCUGAGGAAGUUGGCAUCCGUGCUCGUAGAUGGCUGGAUGGCUACAAUCCGUUCCCAGAGUGUCUCGAGCAGUGGCAACUCUCCUGCUGAUAAGAAAAAGAAGAAAGAGGAGAGCAAGGUUCCAGUGCGGGAUGUGAAGGAAAAGAGUGGAGAUGAGGAGAAGAAGAAGGAGAAACCUAAAGCUCAUGCACCCAGCCACACAAAGAUUCGCUCCAUAGGAUUGGAGAUGGACACUCCCAACCCAGCCCCUGCUAAGAAGACACCGACUGCUCCACAGCUGGGUGACAAGUACAACAUCAAGCCUCCAGUCCUCAAGAGGCCAUGCUCUGGUCCAUCAGAUGCUCCACCUCUGGAGAAAAAAUACAAACCUCUGAAUACCCCUUCUAACUCUGCCAAAGAGAUCAAAGUCAAGAUCAUUCCAGCACAACCCAUGGAGUGCACAGGGUUCCUAGAUGCUCUGAACUCUGCUCCAGUGCCUGGGAUCAAGAUCAAGAAGAAGAAACCUAGUACUAGUACAACAACUAAUACCAAGGCUGUCUCCCCCACGUCUAACAAGACAAGUCCAUUUGACAGCAAACCCUCUACGUAUUCUUCAUCUUCUGCUAAACCGUCAUCUCCAGAAACUGCUGCUUCCACCACUCCUGCUGAUGAAAACCAGGAGCCAGAGCAGCCUGGGACCCCUGUUCCCUCUGAAGACCCUGAGGCCUCUGACAACGGUGAGAAGCCUAACGCUCUGGCAGAACCACGCGGAGAAGAAGAAAGCUUAACCAAGAAGGGCAAGAAGAAGAAGACAGUUCACUGGGCUGAGGAGGAGCAGCUCAAACACUACUUCUACUUUGAUCUGGAUGAGACAGAGAGAGUCAAUGUCAACAAGAUUAAGGACUUCGGUGAGGCUGCCAAACGAGAGCUGAUGAUGGACCGGCAGACAUUUGAGAUGGCUCGACGGCUCUCCCAUGACACCAUGGAAGAGAGGGUGCCCUGGACACCCCCGAAGCCCCUGACACUGGCCGGCAGCCUGGUCACCCCCGGGGCAAACAGCACAGAGAAACUCACCCAGAGAGACCGCGAGAUGGGCAUCCUGCAGGAGAUCUUCCUCAGCAAAGAAAGUGUACCUGACAGUCCACAUGAACCAGACCCAGAGCCUUAUGAACCAAUGCCUCCCCGUCUCAUCCCUCUGGAUGAGGACUCUUCCAUGCUGGAUGACAGCUACGUAGAGCCCAUGGAAACCACAUCACAGGGCUCUGCCAUGGCUCAGAACGAGAGCUCCAAGCUGCCGCCUGUCCUUGCCAACCUCAUGGUCAACCUGAGCAACAGCUCCCGCAGCCCGCAAGCCACAAACACUGUCAACAACCCUGUGGCUCCCACUGUCAACGUACAGGAGCUGCUCUCAUCUAUCAUGGGUGCUUCUGGUAACCAGUCUACGGAAGACUUGAUCAAGCAGCCCGACUUCUCAGACAAGAUUAAACAGCUACUGGGAUCCCUGCAGCAGACCCAGAACCAGAACCAGGGUGGACCUCCACCAGUCAACCAGGGUUUGCUGGGCCAUGGUCCAGGCAUGACUAAUAUGAACAACAUGAACAUGAACAUGCCCAUGCAGAUGCCCAUGAAUGGUGGCUACCCGCCCAACAACCCGCCCGGCGGACCUCGCUUCAACCACCCGCCACCCCCUCAUAACCACGGACCACCUUUCAACGCUGGCGGAGGCCCACGCAUGAUGGGACCGCCGCCGGGCCAGGGCCGAGGAGACAACGGCAACUACUGGGGAGAUGACUCCAUGAGAGGAGGGCCACACAGAGGGGGUCACUUCCACAGAGGAGGCCGCGGCAGAGGAGGAGGAGAGCCAGGCUUUAGGGGCCGAGGACGAGGAGGGCCCAGAGGAGGACACAACAACAUGAAUGACAUGUCCAAGAGGCCUGUGUGUCGUCACUUCAUGAUGAAGGGAAGCUGCAGGUACGAGAGCAACUGUGCUUUCUACCACCCCGGUGUAAACGGACCACCACUGCCCCCCAACCACCCCGCUAACAACCAACACAACCAGCACCCACAGCAUGGACACUAGUUGACACUGCUGCCAACCUGGGAAAGACUCUCAGAACUUUUGGCCUCUGGAAGAGCUGUUCUCUGUGAUCAAACCACUGCACGGUGUGGGGGCUGCUGGUUAAGACACAAGCAUAGAAAGAGUAGGAAGUUCUGUCCUACACUCUGAAGUGUCUGUGGAGUAAUUCUGCAGGUGACUGACCUAAGGCACUGAGCUCUGCCUCACCUGAGAGAGAACAAACAAGAGAGGAAAGUGUAACAGAGGGACUCAAAGGCUGUGAGAUGAUCACUGAUGGGACUCUGUGUUUUUAUUGUGAUCAUUUUUAACAGUGAGACUGAAACAAGCCGCCACACUUGACCACUAUGUCUGCUCUGUCACUUUCCAUACCAUUAAUGUGGUCGACCAAAUGGAAUUCCCUUCUUAUUGAGGCUGUUAUACUGUGUACCUACAUGUGACAUUGCUUUCAUAUUCCCUUUAGUUUUGUUAUUUCAUCUGUCAUGUUUGUACACAAGAGUCAGAAAUGUUCCCUUCUUAAAUGAUUCUAAAAUCUGAGACAAAAAUUUAGGAAGCACUUUAUAAAGAUAAAGGCCAACAGAAUUAGGCCACAGCUGUGAUGUAUUAAAACUGGGCCUGAAGAACUGCAUAGUAUUUAAACUGCUUUAUUUCACCUUUUCCUGAGAGAAAAUUAGAUUUGAACUCUGCUGACCUGAUGAGGAAGGCCUUGCUUUUUUUCUUUUCUUACAGCAGUUGGUAUUGAAUGUGAAGAUUGUGAAGAAGCAACAGCAGUGUGUUAUCAUAUGUGAGCUUUCCCUCUGUGCGCUCUGGCUCAGCAACUCGCAAUUAGACCAUCAGCUUGACAAAUGUGUGGCGUGACAAUCAUGAGCGUCAAACAUGCCAUGGUCCUGUCAGAAGAGCAGCUUCUCCCUGAUCUCAGAGCAGCUGCCUGUGUCUUCUAUACUUAUAUCUGAACCCAGGAUGGUUUUUUAUUGUCAGUGUUAAGGAGUCAGAUGAAUGACGAACUGCUCUGUGGGUCAGCUAUACUGAGUGUUUUCUGUGAAAACAAUGACCUUUGUGUCUCUUGUGGGACUGUAAGAAUGUAAUGGUUUUUGUUGCUCCCUCCACCCUCCACGUAUUUUUUUUAUUUUGAUACAAUCUUGAGAAUGUUGGCCCUUUUUAAGAUGGGUUCAGUUUUUUUGUCAGUAUGAAAUGUUUGUAUUCAUGUGUUUGUAUGAAUACAGAAUACACAUUCAUAUUUUCAGUUGAAUUCUUUUGUACACAGUGUAUUGAAUAAAUGUCCAAAUAUA
This is a messenger RNA of Siniperca chuatsi (mandarin fish), 4512 nucleotides long. It is a transcript of the gene ppp1r10, whose product is annotated as protein phosphatase 1, regulatory subunit 10. The record is from RefSeq and is a predicted model, not a curated record. Gene Ontology annotation, molecular function: metal ion binding. Gene Ontology annotation, cellular component: nucleus. The coding region runs from base 788 to 3229 and encodes 813 amino acids. The transcript has 19 exons. Lineage: Eukaryota; Metazoa; Chordata; Actinopteri; Centrarchiformes; Sinipercidae.